AUGGACCGGGCCGCCCCGGGCAGCGGCGCCAGCUCCCUGCCACUGCUCCUGGCCCUUGCCCUGGGCCUAGUGAUCCUCCACUGUGUGGUGGCUGAUGGAAAUUCAACCAGAAGUCCUGAAACGAAUGGCCCUCUCUGUGGAGAUCUUGGGGGAAACUGCACAGCUACCACCACACAAUCAAGGCGGAAAGGCCACUUCUCUCGGUGCCCCAAGCAAUACAAGCAUUACUGCAUCAAAGGGAGAUGCCGCUUCGUGGUGGCUGAGCAGACACCCUCCUGUGUCUGCAAUGAAGGCUACACUGGGGCAAGGUGUGAGAGAGUUGACUUGUUUUACCUAAGAGGAGAUAGAGGACAGAUUUUGGUGAUUUGUUUGAUAGCAGUUAUGGUCAUUUUUAUCAUUUUAGUCAUUGGUGUCUGCACAUGCUGUCAUCCUCUUCGGAAACACCGUAAAAGAAAGAAGAAGGAAGAAGAAAUGGAAGCUCUGGAUAAAGAUAUAACUCCUAUAAAUGAAGAUAUUCAAGAGACUAAUAUUGCUUAA
Marmota flaviventris (yellow-bellied marmot) is the source of this 537-nucleotide messenger RNA. It is a transcript of the gene Btc, whose product is annotated as betacellulin. Lineage: Eukaryota; Metazoa; Chordata; Mammalia; Rodentia; Sciuridae. Gene Ontology annotation, molecular function: growth factor activity; epidermal growth factor receptor binding. The record is from RefSeq and is a predicted model, not a curated record. Gene Ontology annotation, biological process: positive regulation of cell population proliferation; positive regulation of mitotic nuclear division; epidermal growth factor receptor signaling pathway.